Nezara viridula (southern green stink bug) is the source of this 2959-nucleotide messenger RNA. The record is from the annotation of a GenBank genome assembly. NCBI's taxonomy places the organism in Eukaryota, Metazoa, Arthropoda, Insecta, Hemiptera, Pentatomidae.
UCCAACAUGUGUAAUAGAUAAAAAAUGUAUUCCUCAUUAUAUAGUCAACCAAAUGAAUAGUGGUGUGAUACUCCUUCUAAACAAAUAUCACCAGCUACUCCAAGGAAAGAUGUCUUCAAGUAGACCUGGAACACCUCAUAGACCCGGUACACCCCACAAUCGACCAAGAACUCCAAGAAGAGCAAGGACACCUAGGAGUAGACCAGAUGAUUACAUUAUUGAAGCAUCAGAUCCAUUUUCAUUACCAUUAUCUGCUUCAGAUGAUCGAAUGCGACCUACAAGCCCAUUUGUGGGAGGAAAUGAAAAUGUGAGCUCACCUCUUAAUUAUGGAACACCUAGUUCAAUAUAUGGUUCCCUGAGAACACCACGGUCUGUGGUUCGUAACACUCCUUUGAAGGCCCGACCUGAUAUUCUAAUGGAUAAACGUGUUCGACAGCUUAAUAUGCAGUCUGAGGGAGAUGAUCUCAGUUCUGAAACAGACCGAAAUGAACCAACUCUUGUUAUUUGGGGAACAGAUGUAGUUGUUUCGAAAUGCAAGGCAAAAUUUAAAGAUUUUAUCUCUAAUUUUGUUGGUAAAUAUUCUGAAGAUUCUGAACCUGAAUUAUUGUAUCUUAAUGAUCUAGAAAAAAUAAGUGUUGUUGAAAAGCCGUUUUUGAAUGUUAAUUGUGCCCACAUUGAACAGUUUAAUCAAGAUUUAUAUAGACAACUAGUUUCAUACCCGCAAGAAGUUAUUACCUCAUUUGAUAUGGCUGCAAAUGAAUUAUUUUUUCAAAAACAUCCUGAUCAUGUUUUACCUCACCAAAUACAAGUUCGCCCUUUCAAUACAGAGAAAACUCUGAACAUGAGAGAGCUUAACCCUGAAGAUAUUGACAAGCUAAUAACUGUAAAUGGAAUGGUUAUUAGGACAAGCUACAUUAUACCUGAAAUGGGGGAAGCAUUUUUCAAGUGUAGCGUAUGUGACUCUUCAAGAGUGGUUGAAAUAGAUCAUGGUCGAAUAUCUGAACCAACUCUGUGUACUAAUUGUAAUACAAAUCAUUGUUUCAAUUUGAUUCACAAUAGAUCCGAAUUUAAUGACAAACAAAUGAUAAAACUGCAAGAAUCACCAGAUGAUAUGCCUGCUGGUCAAACUCCAUACACUGUAACAUUAUAUGCACACAAUGAUCUUGUUGAUUAUGUUACUCCUGGUCAGAGAGUAAGUAUAACGGGAAUAUAUAGGGCUGUUCCUAUGCAAGCUAAUCCUCGAACAAGAAAUUUAAAUUCUGUUUAUAGAACGUAUGUCGAUAUUUUGCAUAUAGCUAAGGUUGGGACGGCAUGCAUUCGUGAUACUGAUCAUACUUUUAAACCUUCACCUGAAAGAUUGGAACUUUUGACAGCACUAAGUAAAAGGCCAGAUCUUUAUGAUAGAUUAGCAAAUGCUAUUGCUCCUUCAAUUUUCGAAAAUGAAGAUAUAAAAAAAGGAAUUUUGUUACAGUUAUUUGGUGGAACAAGGAAAACAUUCAACAGUUCUGGGCGAACUGCUUUUAGGUCUGAGAUCAACAUUUUACUAUGUGGUGAUCCUGGAACCACAAAAUCACAACUUUUAUCACAUGUUUACAACCUAGUGCCAAGGUCACAGUACACGAGCGGAAAAGGAUCUUCAGCUGUUGGUCUUACUGCUUAUGUGACGAAAGAUCCCGAAACUAGGCAACUUGUCCUUCAAACAGGAGCAUUAGUACUGGCUGAUAAUGGUGUUUGCUGUAUUGAUGAAUUUGAUAAAAUGAAUGAUGCCACAAGAAGUGUUUUACAUGAGGUAAUGGAACAGCAAACAUUGAGCAUCGCAAAAGCCGGUAUUGUAUGCCAGCUCAAUGCUAGAACUUCUAUUUUAGCAGCUGCUAAUCCUUUGGAAUCAGAAUGGAAUAAGAAUAAGACAAUUAUUGACAACAUUAGACUUCCUCAUACUCUUUUAUCUAGAUUUGAUCUAAUUUUUCUGAUGUUAGAUCCUCAAAGUGAACAUUACGAUCGUAAACUUGGCAAACAUCUUGUUUCAUUGUAUUAUCAGUCCAAAGAAAAAGAACAAGAUGAAUUAAUGGACCGUUUGGUGUUGCGGGAUUAUAUCACGUACUGUCGUGAUAACCUAAUGCCAUCACUGAGUCCUGAAGCUUCCGAGCAUCUUGUUCAUGCUUAUGUUGAAAUGCGAAGAGUUGGAAGUGGUAGAGGACAGAUCAGUGCUUAUCCAAGACAAUUGGAAUCCUUGAUAAGAUUAUCAGAGGCUCAUGCUAAAAUGAGAAUGGCUGAAACAGUUGAAGUUGUUGAUGUUCUUGAAGCCCAGAGGUUACAUAGAGAAGCUUUGAAACAAUCUGCUACUGAUCCUCUUUCUGGUAAAAUUGAUGUUAACAUCUUAACUACUGGAAUGAGCACAGCUGCAAGAAAGAAAAAACAAAUGGUGGUUGAUGGACUCCGUACCAUUAUUGAGAAGAAGACCGGUCCUGCCACUCUUAUGUAUCGUAAACUUUUUAAUGACCUGAAGGAUGUGCUUCAAGUGGUGGUUUCACGAGACAUGUUUGAUGAGGCAUUGAAAGAAUUGCAAGAAGGAGGAGUUAUAAAAGUUACCGGAAGACAGACUGUGAAAGUCUUGGGCUGAAGUUACAGGGGCAUAGUCCGAGAAUGUCCUCGGCUGUAAAGUUCUUUUUAUUUAAAUAAUGAUUUUAUUAUUAUGUAUAAUUUGAACACAUUUUUAAAUUAAAUUUAAAUUUGUAAUGUAUAUUCAUUAAAAAUGUUAUUUUUAAUUGUUUAUUGUAAUUGUUAUGCCUCCUGUUAAUCUCAAUUUACUCUAUCAUUCUUUGUGUUUUAUAUCAUCCACAAUUUUUUAUUGACAAACAAAAUUAAAAUAUUAAUUAUGAAAUAAAUAAUUUUACUGAAGUAUAUUUUCUUUAUUUAUCAUAUAAAUUGUAUUUGUUAAGUGUUUCCAAGAUAAUGCUCA